AUGGGAGAGUUCCUGGAUACGAGCAGGGCCUCAGAACUGGCCUUCCUGGUGGAGCCCAGUGACAUCAUCGCAGUGAGGGACCGCCCCCUUAUUCUGGACUGUCAGGUGGAGGGGGAGGGGCCAAUCACUAUCACCUGGCGGCGCAAUGGCGUGCCAGUGCCCACGGGGCAGCGGGUGAGCGUACUUGCCAACGGGACGUUGCUCAUCAGAAACUUCCAGAAACGUGGCGAGAGCAGCGAGCCGGACGCCGGCGAGUACGGCUGUGCUGCUCAGAACCACUUCGGCAUGCUGGUCAGCCGCAAAGCCCGGGUCCAGAUCGCAUCCUUGCCCAAGUUUCACACCCAUCCUGAGUCAAUGUCAGUGGAAAUGGGAGGCGUGGCCCGAUUCCAGUGCCAGUUAAAUGGGGUCCCAGAGGCCACCAUCACCUGGGAGAGGAACCGCACAGCACUGGGCAUUCAGGACACAAGGUUCACCCUGCUUCCUGCAGGUGUCCUCCAGAUCACAGGUGUACAGCAGGGGGAUGCUGGGCUGUACCGCUGUGUGGCCUCCAACAUCGCCAACACACGCUACAGUCACGAAGCCCAACUCAAUGUCACCACCACAGCCUCGCGGAUCUAUAAGGAGCCCGUGAUCCUCUCGGGGCCCCAGAACCUGACCCUCACCGUGCACCAGACGGCCAUCCUGGAGUGCAUCGCUACCGGGAAUCCACGGCCCAUUGUGUCCUGGAGUCGACUGGACGGACGCUCCAUUGGCGUGGAGGGCAUCCAGGUACUGGGCACGGGCAACCUCAUGAUCUCCGACGUGUCGCUGCAGCACUCGGGGGUCUAUGUGUGUGCUGCCAACCGGCCCGGGACCAGGAUGAGGCGAACCGCCCUGGGCCGGCUCGUGGUGCAAGCUCCCCCAGAGUUCCUGCAAUGGCCGCAGUCUGUCUCCAAGCCAGCAGGGGGCAGUGCAGUGUUCACCUGUGUGGCUCAGGGUGUCCCAGAGCCUCACCUGAUCUGGCUGAAGAAUGGAAAGAUCCUCACACCAGGAGACAAUGUCAAGAUCACUAACAAUAACAGUACCCUUGCUGUAACACGUAUCACAUCUGAAGACGAGGCCAUAUACCAGUGCAUCGCAGAGAACAGCGCGGGUACCAACCAGGCCAGCGCCCGCCUGGCCGUCUCGCUGGCCAAGGAGCUGCCUGACUCCCCGCAGGACCUGACAGCCGUCGUGUUGUCCGCCAUGGCUCUGCAGCUCCGCUGGGCACAGCCCCCGCCCGAGAUCACAGACGGCAUCAUCGGAUACGUGCUGCACAUCCGCAAGAUCGGCGAGCCAGAUACUAAGGAGCUGCAGGAGGCCGUAAGCAAGACCACCUUCCACCAUGACUUCAACAACCUGGAAUCCGCAACCACUUAUUCCAUCUACGUCAAAGCCUACUCACCACUGGGAGCAAGCCAGAAGUCCAGCACUGUCAUUGCUACAACACUAGGGGGCGUGCCCAGCGCCCCCACCUUCUUUACCAAGGUGCUCAAUUCCACGACUGUGCAGAUCUUCUGGGAGCUGCCCAGCAAGCCGGGCAAGGUGGAGGGCUUCAAGCUCUCUUACCGCAAGGUCCCACAGCCAGACUUCCAGGCUCCACACCUGCUGCCCUGCCAUGUCAACACCCACACCCUGUCCCACCUCGACUCUGGAGCCAUUUAUGAGGUCAAGCUGGUGGCGUUCAAUGGCAAUGGCGAAGGGAACUGCUCCAAACGCCUGGUCUCCCUGACGGAGGAUGGGACCAGUGCCAAGGCCAACGCAGGUAGAGAAGGACCCUGUAACUGCCGGCAGGAGGGCGAGGGCUCGGUGGCGGGCAUCGUGGUGGGCAUCCACAUCGGCAUGGCCUGCAUCAUCUUCUGCGUGCUAUUUCUCAUGCUGGGCUAUCGCCGCAGUCGUUUCUGCAGGAAAGGGACCCAGGACAGCUGGUCUGUUCCCCGGGGCGAUGACGCAGGCCACCACCGGCACAGCAACGGGGGUCCCAAAGAGGCGGUGCCACGCCUGGCUGGCACCGUGGAGUUAGAGCCUCAGAGCUGCGUCUCCUCCGGGCACUGUGACGAGCGCCGGGGUGUAACCCAGCCUGCUCAGUGCCAGGUCCUCGUCGAGCAGCACCCAACCAACCUGCCAGGGACGGGCAUCAGUUAACCGGACCCAUUCACCC
Brienomyrus brachyistius is the source of this 2179-nucleotide messenger RNA. RefSeq names its product immunoglobulin superfamily DCC subclass member 3-like. The transcript is spliced from 15 exons. The record is from RefSeq and is a predicted model, not a curated record. NCBI's taxonomy places the organism in Eukaryota, Metazoa, Chordata, Actinopteri, Osteoglossiformes, Mormyridae. The coding region runs from base 1 to 2163 and encodes 720 amino acids. Gene Ontology annotation, cellular component: axon; plasma membrane. Gene Ontology annotation, biological process: cell-cell adhesion; axon guidance. Gene Ontology annotation, molecular function: protein binding.